Messenger RNA from Rhizoctonia solani, 450 nucleotides. RefSeq names its product multiprotein bridging factor 1. Gene Ontology annotation, cellular component: nucleus. The transcript has 4 exons. The coding region runs from base 1 to 450 and encodes 149 amino acids. Lineage: Eukaryota; Fungi; Basidiomycota; Agaricomycetes; Cantharellales; Ceratobasidiaceae. The record is from RefSeq and is a predicted model, not a curated record. Gene Ontology annotation, molecular function: DNA binding.
AUGAGCGACGCUGAUUGGGACACCAAAGUUGUUAUCGGCAACAAAGCCCGCACCCCAAAAGUUACCAAGGGAAAUGCUGAAGUGAACGCCGCACGACGAGCAGGUGCCAUUGUCUCCACCGACAAGAAGUCAACUGCCAGCAACAAGGGCCACGUUGGUCCUGACCACCAAAAGAUUGCUAAGCUAGACCGCGAGAACGACGUGGCUCCACCUUCCAAGGUCGCCCCCUCAGUCGGCAAGGCCAUGCAGACUGCCCGCAUGGAGCUUAAGCUCUCGCAAAAGGACGUUGCCGCGAAGAUCAACGAGAAGCAGUCGGUUCUCCAGGACUACGAGUCUGGGAAGGCCAUCCCUAACCCCAGAUUCUCGGAAAGCUUGAGCACUUAUCACCCGAUCGGGUACUCAGGUAGCGAUAUUGGGAAAAAGCUGGAGGGGCCCAAGAAGUCGACUUGA